Messenger RNA from Klebsormidium nitens, 909 nucleotides. NCBI's taxonomy places the organism in Eukaryota, Viridiplantae, Streptophyta, Klebsormidiophyceae, Klebsormidiales, Klebsormidiaceae. The record is from the annotation of a GenBank genome assembly.
GCAUUGUAAAGGAUCGCCUUUCUGCAAUCCUGAUUACAGAAUCCAACACUAAUCGCGAUCCACUUUUUAAGCCCCCGCUGUUAGUCUCACGCUGAUAAUUCCCUCAAACAAUGGCGUCCUCCACUCUGGCUGCGCAGCGCGUCAGCUCCUUGCGCCUGGCGUCUGUUUCCAGUCGCUGUUCCGCAGAGCAAGCGCCUCUGCGGAGCUCCUUCUUUGGGCAGUUCAGCGCAGGUCCGAAAUCCAUCCCUCUGGCAAGCCGGUCAGGCAGGGCCCAGCAUGUUGUCAGGAGCAAGCUGGAGACACCUCUGAAGCCCGAGGGCAACACUGAGGGCCAGAUCGCGGUGCAAAAGGACGACAACCUGCCCCGCCCCGACUUGACCCGGGAGGCCGACACGUCUGACCCCAGCUUCAAGGAAGAGCCCCUGGUGAAGGGCCCCGGAAAUUUUGGCGAUGGCACAUCCGUUUUCAAGGGCGGCUUCAUGCAGGAGACGCUCAAUGGGCGGGCGGCCAUGGUUGGCUUUACCUCAGCGGUGAUCGCCGAGCUUGUCACCGGCAGGAGCGUGUGGAACCAGCUGAUUGCUCGCGACGGCCCGCCCUCUCUGCUGCUUUUGGGUCUCACGAUCGUCACCGUUUUCGUGAGCUCGUUCGCGCCCCGCGUCAGGGACAUGCCCGACAACGGCUUGGACAGACCUGCACGUGCCGUUGGUCCCUUCACUCAAUACGCCGAGAGGUUGAACGGCAGAGCUGCGAUGAUUGGCAUUAUUGUCGUGCUUACUGUUGAAGGUAUUACGGGCAGCCCCCUCUUCAGGUUCUAAAUUGUGUCCUCCUGAGGUGUAUCCUUAAACAAUUUUGUGAAAGACUUGCUCUGUAAAACUGCUGUACAAAUGAUUUUGAGAAUAAAAUCAGAAU